Molecule: messenger RNA, 1029 nt
Organism: Orbilia oligospora ATCC 24927
Lineage: Eukaryota; Fungi; Ascomycota; Orbiliomycetes; Orbiliales; Orbiliaceae
Exons: 3
Coding region: 1-1029 (342 amino acids)
Molecular function (GO): pectate lyase activity
Source: RefSeq, a predicted model, not a curated record
AUGAAAUUUUCUACGUUCGUCACAGCCGGCGCUCUUGCAGCUGCCGCCGCCGCUACAACCCCUAAGGGCUUAGAUGAUUUCUCGUGGGACGUUGAGGGAUACGCUAAGGAUAACCCGGUUGGAGGGAAGGUUGUUGGAGGAAAGGGCGGUCCUACUGUGACUGUUACGGAUUACCCUUCUCUGGCCACGGCACUUGCUGGCUCUGAACCGCGAGUCGUCAAAGUUAUUGGAGCUAUCAAGCCAGAGGCGCGUGUCAUUGUCGGCUCGAACAAGUCUCUAAUUGGUUGCAAGAACUCUGGUAGUAUUUAUGAUAAAGGAGUAACUGUCGCCAAUGCUACCAAUGUAAUCAUCCAGAAUUUGAAGAUAAAUGAUGUCGUCGGAAACGAUGCUAUUACUAUUAGCAACUCCACUCGUGUGUGGAUUGAUCAUAACGAACUCACAUCUGAUAACAACCAUGGCCCUGAUCACUACGAUGGCUUAAUCGAUAUUAUCAGAGGAUCGGACUAUGUCACUGUCUCGUGGAAUUAUCUUCAUGAUCAUUGGAAAACAUCUUUAGUCGGAAACGAGCCCACUUUCACCCAUGAACUAGGCAAAUAUCACGUUACAUACCAUCACAAUUUCUGGCAGCGUCUCGGAACCCGUGGCCCUGCCGGCCGUUUCGGUUUCCAUCAUAUCUACAACAACUACUACGAGGAUUUCUACUAUCAGGCCAUCCACUCUCGAUCUGACAACCAGGCUCUUAUUGAAGGCAAUGUCUUUAGAGGGGAUACCGGUGAGGCAGUCAGCACUCACGGCCUUGUUGUUCCAGAAGACUCUCCAAACUUUUGCGUCUGCGGUGAUGACGAGAAGGAUGGCUUUGCAAAUUUGGGAUAUAGAAAUGACUGGGGCAGCGCUACUGUUAACAUCACCAAAGUCGGAACCUUCACCAAGGCUCCGUAUAGGUACAAGUUGACCCCGUUGAAGUUUGUGGCGGAAUUGGUCAAACUUGGUGCGGGUAUCGGCAAGGUCGAUAUCGAUGUUAUUGAGUAA